This is a messenger RNA of Penicillium nucicola, 1473 nucleotides long. RefSeq names its product cytochrome P450. The record is from RefSeq and is a predicted model, not a curated record. NCBI's taxonomy places the organism in Eukaryota, Fungi, Ascomycota, Eurotiomycetes, Eurotiales, Aspergillaceae. Bases 1 to 1473 code for a protein of 490 amino acids. Gene Ontology annotation, molecular function: oxidoreductase activity, acting on paired donors, with incorporation or reduction of molecular oxygen; monooxygenase activity; heme binding. The transcript is spliced from 8 exons. Gene Ontology annotation, biological process: sterol metabolic process.
AUGAGCAGGAACGGUGAUUGGGGAUAUGUGCGGUACACUGAGCAGCCAACGGGGCUUGGAUGGGGCUCUCUUCCAACGGUUGGAGAUCUAUCGGAUAGGCUGGUUGAACUGGGAGGCUUAGAGACCUUGUGGGUCUGGUUCGCCUGGUGGUGCAUGCUCUCCACCUGGCGAGACCCGGGCGUUAGGGCAGGCAAUGGAGAGAGGCUUAGUAGGGGGAUGGGGAGGGCUCAUUGCGAGGAAGGAAGACGGGUGAGGGUUCUUGAGGAGGUAUGGGGAAUGGGGGUUGUAUCAUCCUUGACCUCCAAGUCCAAACCUAUUGUUCUAUCUGGAGCCGAAGGUCGACGUAUCUUCUUCAAAGAAAAGAAUUUACAUCUUUACGAGACUUUCCAGGGUCUAUUUGCGAGUAUCUCAUCGGAUCUCGACCCACACCAGGUCAGUGGUAUUGUUCGCCGGAUGAGCGGCAUUCAAAAGCCAGAUACACUGCAGCUUUUGAUCCCAUUGUUGUUAUCAGAUUGCCAAAAGAAGAUGGAUUCGUGGGGAGCUCAAGCCAUCCUCGAUCCAAGCUCGGCUUUCCAUGAGAUUGCCUUUCAGAUGGUCAUGCGUCCUGCUUCUUUUGAUAUAGCUGAAGAUCCAGCUCUUUUAUCGCGUCUGAAACCACUCAUCGACACUAUCGAGUCGCCUUCGUCCGAAAGUUCAUGGCUGCCCAGUAUCUCCUCCUUUCGCAAAGUAUCCGCUUCUGCUCGCAUAUACGGUAUUAUUCAACGGCAGGUUCACAAUAGGAAGAGUAGUGGAAGUCGGAGGAGAGAUGCUCUUCAACAGAUGCUGGAUGAUGGAGAGAGUACAGUUCAUAUAUUUGGGUUCAUGCUCGGUCUCUCUCUUGCUGGAGCGCGUGCCAUGGGAACCACAGUAACCUGGCUGAUCAUGUAUCUCGCCUCUGAUCCCCACUGGUCUGCAGCCAUUCAAAACGAGAUCGAGACGCUUAUCUCAGCCCAUGCCGUCUCUCCAAGCCAAACUCUGACGGAAACUCUGUCCUCAAUUCCUCUGCAAGCGUGGGAAACUCAACUCCCGAUGCUGGAUCUUUGUAUCCGUGAAACCCUCCGCAUUGCCCAGCCCUACACAGCAGUGCGAAAAAACGUCGGCCCCGAAUUCACCGUUGGACCAUAUACCAUUCCUUCGGGGGCCUCCGUUGUCUACCCGUUCUCCGACACCUCCAUCAACCCCCAGGAUUACCCCAAUCCCAUGCGCUGGGACCCCUCUCGGGCAUUUCAGGGACAAUUCAUUGGUUGGGGCGCUGGCAAACACGCCUGUAAGGGCCAACGACUCGGAACCUUAAGUAUGAAACUUUUGGUUGCCUCGGUCCUGCUGCGGUAUCGCAUCACCCUGGAGAUGCAGGGUCCUCCCGUUCCGGAUUGGAGUUCUACAGCCUGUCGACCCAUGGAGAAAGGUGGAAUCCAGAUCACAGCCCAGUCGUAG